Coregonus clupeaformis (lake whitefish) is the source of this 2728-nucleotide messenger RNA. RefSeq lists its product as uncharacterized. The record is from RefSeq and is a predicted model, not a curated record. The transcript has 2 exons. Lineage: Eukaryota; Metazoa; Chordata; Actinopteri; Salmoniformes; Salmonidae. The coding region runs from base 89 to 2434 and encodes 781 amino acids.
GGUCAGUAAUGAUACCAUAGUAUCCAGGAGGCAGGUAAGUAAUGAUACCAUAGCAUCCAGGAGGCGGGUAAGUAAUGAUACCACCAUAAUGUCCAGGAGGCAGGUCAGUAACAAUACCAUCAUAGUGUACAGGAGGCAGGUCAGUAAUGAUACCACCAUAGUGUCCAGGAGGCAGGUCAGUAAUGAUACCACCAUAAUGUCCAGGAGGCUGGUCAGUAACAAUACCAUCAUAGUGUACAGGAGGCAGGUCAGUAAUGAUACCACCAUAGUGUCCAGGAGGCAGGUCAGUAAUGAUACCACCAGAGUGUCCAGGAGGCAGGUCAGUAAUGAUACCACCAUAGUGUCCAGGAGGCAGGCCAGUAAUGAUGCCACCAUAGUGUCCAGGAGGCAGGUCAGUAAUGAUGCCACCAUAGUGUCCAGGAGGCAGGUCAGUAAUGAUACCACCAUAGUGUCCAGGAGGCAGGUCAGUAAUGAUACCAUAGUGUCCAGGAGGCAGGUCAGUAAUGAUACCAUAGUGUCCAGGAGGCAGGUCAGUAAUGAUACCAUAGUGUCCAGGAGGCAGGUCAGUAAUGAUACCAUAGUGUCCAGGAGGCAGGUCAACAAUGAUACCAUAGUGUCCAGGAGGCAGGUCAGUAAUGAUACCAUAGUGUCCAGGAGGCAGGUCAGUAAUGAUACCAUAGUGUCCAGGUGGCAGGUCAGUAAUGAUACCAUAGUGUCCAGGAGGCAGGUCAGUAAUGAUACCAUAGUGUCCAGGAGGCAGGUCAGUAAUGAUACCAUAGUGUCCAGGAGGCAGGUCAGUAAUGAUACCAUAGUGUCCAGGAGGCAGGUCAGUAAUGAUACCAUAGUGUCCAGGACGCAGGUCAGUAAUGAUACCAUAGUGUCCAGGAGGCAGGUCAGUAAUGAUACCAUAGUGUCCAGGAGGCAGGUCAGUAAUGAUACCAUAGUGUCCAGGUGGCAGGUCAGUAAUGAUACCAUAGUGUCCAGGAGGCAGGUCAGUAAUGAUACCACCAUAGUGUCCAGGAGGCAGGUCAGUAAUGAUACCAUAGUGUCCAGGAGGCAGGUCAGUAAUGAUACCAUAGUGUCCAGGUGGCAGGUCAGUAAUGAUACCAUAGUGUCCAGGAGGCAGGUCAGUAAUGAUACCACCAUAGUGUCCAGGAGGCAGGUCAGUAAUGAUACUAUAGUGUCCAGGAGGCAGGUCAGUAAUGAUACCAUAGUAUCCAGGAGGCAGGUCAGUAAUGAUACCAUAGUGUCCAGGAGGCAGGUCAGUAAUGAUACCAUAGUGUCCAGGAGGCAGGUCAGUAAUGAUACCACCAUAGUGUCCAGGAGGCAGGUCAGUAAUGAUACCAUAGUGUCCAGGAGGCAGGUCAGUAAUGAUACCAUAGUGUCCAGGAGGCAGGUCAGUAAUGAUACCACCAUAGUGUCCAGGAGGCAGGUCAGUAAUGAUACUAUAGUGUCCAGGAGGCAGGUCAGUAAUGAUACCACCAUAGUGUCCAGGAGGCAGGUCAGUAAUGAUACCAUAGUGUCCAGGAGGCAGGUCAGUAAUGAUACCAUAGUGUCCAGGAGGCAGGUCAGUAAUGAUACCAUAGUGUCCAGGAGGCAGGUCAGUAAUGAUACCACCAUAGUGUCCAGGAGGCAGGUCAGUAAUGAUACCAUAGUGUCCAGGAGGCAGGUCAGUAAUGAUACCACCAUAGUGUCCAGGAGGCAGGUCAGUAAUGAUACCACCAUAGUGUCCAGGAGGCAGGUCAGUAAUGAUACCAUAGUGUCCAGGAGGCAGGUCAGUAAUGAUACCAUAGUGUCCAGGAGGCAGGUCAGUAAUGAUACCAUAGUGUCCAGGAGGCAGGUCAGUAAUGAUACCAUAGUGUCCAGGUGGCAGGUCAGUAAUGAUACCAUAGUGUCCAGGAGGCAGGUCAGUAAUGAUACCAUAGUGUCCAGGAGGCAGGUCAGUAAUGAUACCAUAGUGUCCAGGAGGCAGGUCAGUAAUGAUACCAUAGUGUCCAGGAGGCAGGUCAGUAAUGAUACCAUAGUGUCCAGGAGGCAGGUCAGUAAUGAUACCAUAGUGUCCAGGAGGCAGGUCAGUAAUGAUACCAUAGUGUCCAGGAGGCAGGUCAGUAAUGAUACCAUAGUGUCCAGGAGGCAGGUCAGUAAUGAUACCACCAUAGUGUCCAGGAGGCAGGUCAGUAAUGAUACCAUAGUGUCCAGGAGGCAGGUCAGUAAUGAUACCACCAUAGUGUCCAGGAGGCAGGUCAGUAAUGAUACCAUAGUGUCCAGGAGGCAGGUCAGUAAUGAUACCACCAUAGUGUCCAGGAGGCAGGUCGGUCACCAACCUACUAUGACUCUGGAGAUUGAUUUACAGAUUGACUUGGAUCAUGUAUACCUCCUGGAGAGUUACAGAUUGACUUGCAUCAUGUAUACCUCCUGGAGAGUUACAGAUUGACUUGCAUCAUGUAUACCUCCUGGAGAGUACAAGCGAUCCACAACUACAUGUACUGUAUGUCUGUAUUUUCAUGUCUAAAAAUAGAUCUUCAAACACGAGAGAUUUAGACAGAGAAUUUAGAAAGAGCACUACUAGAUACUGUUUUAAUUUGUUCUAGUCAUUUAUUCAAUUCAAUUAUCUGGUAAUCUGUUUGAAAACUGUGUGGUAAUGUGGGCUGAACAUAACAGUAGAAUCUAUCUUCAAUCUACAAUCUGAUAAUGGAUCUCCAUGUUGACGGUGUCCAUGUUGUGUUGU